CGGCAACCUACAAUCCUACCCUAAGAAAAGAGCUGUAAGGCUGUCUUUCUCCGUUUCCGGAGACGAUCAAACCAAUCCGUGGAACUCUUCAGCUCCUCAAACGUAACCAUCAUCGUGCCAUAGACCAAAGGCUUCAGCAUGGCGUCUAUGCCUGAGCCUACGCUAACUUUGCUGCCAAAACUGUCUUUACUGUCUACCCUACUUGGUCUUUCCAAGCUUCAUCAGUCGUCUCUUCUAUGAUCAAACCAGCGCAUCUAGCUAUUUUACUACUACCUGGGCUUCGUGGAGCACUUUGCGUGGUGGCCACGGCCUUAGAUAUACCACCAAUCCCUGGGGAUCAGAAUUAUUUCGCUCCCAUGGCAAAGUUAAAAAUAAUUAGAGAAAUAUGCACCGGAGACGAGAAUGGUAGGGAUAACUGCUACGUUCGCGGCCGCCUAGCAACCGACAUGAUACUAACGGGGUCUACAAGCCGUAGCCCUUUUUCAGCCCAGUAUUUAAAGCCCUAUAAAAGUGAAGUUGAACUAUCCAAGGGUCGCGCACACUCUUCCAGCAUGCGCGCAGUUUGGAUACAAGGAGGUCAUUUACUUGCCUUGCCCACCGUGCCUGUUUUUACCAUUGCUCUGUAUCACCUUCUUUCCAGGUUCAUCUGGGCCUCGACUCUACGACAUAUUCCUGGGGCCGUGGUGGAGCAAAUACCUGGGGAUCCGGAUUGCUGUUGCUGGAAUGCGAGGGCGCCGCACUAAGCAGAUCGCGGCAUGGCACAGACAAUACGGCCCGGUCGCUUGCGUGACUCAGAAUCAGAAACAACCGUUAGAUGAGCGAUGUUUU
This is a messenger RNA of Aspergillus alliaceus, 828 nucleotides long. RefSeq lists its product as uncharacterized. NCBI's taxonomy places the organism in Eukaryota, Fungi, Ascomycota, Eurotiomycetes, Eurotiales, Aspergillaceae. The coding region runs from base 237 to 743 and encodes 168 amino acids. The transcript has a single exon. The record is from RefSeq and is a predicted model, not a curated record.